UAUAUAAAAAAAAACCUCCAUUUUAGAUUUAAGACUAACACUUGUAUUGAAACAUUUAAGAAUUCUCAGACGUCAAUUUCACUCGUUAAAGUUUUAAUUGUGAUAACAAAAUAAAAAAUUACUCAAUUGAAUUUCGCAACCGCUAAAUACUCCUUAUCAUAAGUAAGAACAAAAUGUCGCGUUAUCGCGAAUGGGAUUUGUCAUGCAAAGUUUACGUCGGAGAUUUAGGCAGCAGUGCCAGUAAACACGAAAUAGAAAACGCAUUCAGUAAAUAUGGACCUCUGAGAAAUGUUUGGGUGGCGAGAAAUCCACCGGGUUUUGCGUUCGUCGAGUUUGAAGACCCCAGAGAUGCUGAAGAUGCCGUCCGAGGACUUCAUGGAACGAGAUGCUGCGGCACUCGUGUAAGAGUUGAAAUGUCUUCAGGAAGAAGUCGUCGUGGUGGUGGGGGAGCUCGUCGCCCUGGUCCGCGUUACUCUAGGUCGCGAUCCCGCAGUCCUCGUAGAAAAUCAAUAGGCCGCUACCCUAGGUCGCUGUCCAAGAGCCCGAAGAGAUCACCCGUUACAAGAUACUCCAGAUUCUACCAGUGUCAACUCCUAGUUCUACUCGUCUCCCCGCCACUACUACUACUACUUCUACUACAGCCACCGUGAAAAAUAAAUAAACAUCUAGCAAUAAAAAAAAGUAGACUUUAAAAAGUCAAAAAAUGAGUUUAAGUAAAAACAAAACAAAAAAAUUAUAAAAAAAAAAAAUAGCCUGCCUGCCCACUAACUUCCCAACCAGUCACCAUCAGUCACCAACCAAGUCACCAAUAGGAGCCAGUCGUCUGUCGGAUCAGUCAGUCAGUCAGACAGUCCGUUGCUGUCCGUCAGUGUACGUCAAUUACCCUUCAAUAAUCCAACUUCGGGCAACCGCAUCUCUUCUAAGCCGUCUAGGAGCACCGUUAUCCAUCAAUCAGUCAAUCAAUCAAACAAGCCAACGCGAUAUGAACUCUUCGAUCAAAAUAUUCAGCGCGUAUCGUCCCAACUUCUACUACUACUACUACUGCUACUACUACCACUACUACUAGUACUGCUACUACUACUACUACCACUACCGGCAAUCACAUCGUUUUAAUUAGCUGAAUAUUUAAA
Messenger RNA from Microplitis demolitor, 1130 nucleotides. Its product is annotated as RNA-binding protein 1. Bases 174 to 650 code for a protein of 158 amino acids. Gene Ontology annotation, biological process: mRNA splicing, via spliceosome. The record is from RefSeq and is a predicted model, not a curated record. Gene Ontology annotation, cellular component: nuclear speck. The transcript is spliced from 6 exons. Gene Ontology annotation, molecular function: RNA binding. Lineage: Eukaryota; Metazoa; Arthropoda; Insecta; Hymenoptera; Braconidae.